Carcharodon carcharias (great white shark) is the source of this 525-nucleotide messenger RNA. RefSeq names its product ferritin heavy chain B-like. NCBI's taxonomy places the organism in Eukaryota, Metazoa, Chordata, Chondrichthyes, Lamniformes, Lamnidae. Gene Ontology annotation, molecular function: ferrous iron binding; ferric iron binding. Gene Ontology annotation, biological process: intracellular iron ion homeostasis; iron ion transport. Bases 1 to 525 code for a protein of 174 amino acids. The record is from RefSeq and is a predicted model, not a curated record. Gene Ontology annotation, cellular component: cytoplasm. The transcript has 4 exons.
AUGUCUUCCCAAGUAUGUCAAAACUAUCACAAGGAUUGUGAGAAUGCUGUUAAUAAGCAGAUCAACCUGGAGCUCUAUUCCUCCUAUGUUUACCUCUCCAUGUCCUUGUACUUUAACUGGGAUGAUGUUGUCCUGCAUCACUUUGCUGAGUUCUUCCAGGAGCAGUCACAUGAGGAACGGGAACAUGCUGAGAAACUGAUGAAAUUCCAGAAUAAAUGUGGAGGCCGGAUCAUCCUGGAGGAUGUCAAGAAGCCAGAGCAGGAUGAGUGGAGCCAUGGUCUGAAGGCAAUGCAGAGAGCUCUGCAGAUGGAGAAGAAUGUGAACCAGAGUCUGCUGGAUCUGCACAAGCUCUCCUAUAGGAACACUGACCCUCAUGUAAGCUUUGACUUCCUGGAGAUUCACUACUUGGAUGAGCAAGUGAAGAUGAUCAAGAAGCUUGGAGAUCACAUCACCAACCUGCAGAGACUGGGAGCCCCAGAGAAUGGCAUGGGAGAGUACCUGUUUGACAAGCUCACUCUGCAUUGA